This is a messenger RNA of Penicillium egyptiacum, 639 nucleotides long. Lineage: Eukaryota; Fungi; Ascomycota; Eurotiomycetes; Eurotiales; Aspergillaceae. The record is from the annotation of a GenBank genome assembly.
AUGUCCACAUACCAGAGAAACCGGGAUACUUUCGAAAGCAACGUCUAUACCACCGAGCAAAAACUGAGCAUCGAGCAGUGGCUUGAAGAUACUACGAAAAGGAUUGACGGCCCCACGAUUGCACUAGGGUUGAAUAUGCCCGAGGAACGCCAAGGCAGCUUGGAACGGCGGUCUCUCAUAGACGAGGGACUACCAGAGAGAGUGGAGAAAGCUGCGAAAAGAAUGAGAGAUUUGAGAGAGACAGUCUGCAGACAUGAGGAAAGACUCAAGAUAUCUGAGCUACAGGAGAAAAUACUUGAAGAAAAGAUUACUGGCUUGCAAGAGCAGCUCAGCAUGCGGGACUCCUGUCAACACAGCGGUCUAAAAGACAGGCUCGCCAUGCAUGAAAGACUACUCGAGGUCGCCGACCAACAAAUAAACACACAGCAAGAGCUUAUAAAACACUUGCUCGAAGUACAAGCCUCAACUUCAGGACAACUCGCCCUUGUUACACAAAAGCUCUCGCAACAACCCGAACGAUGUGGGCGACAGCCACAAGUGGAAGAGCCCGAGGGACAGCACUCUAAUCCGGGCGAAGUCAACAAAGGUACAGAUGCUUCUGAUUAUGUCCUUGUCUCAGAAGAUGAAGCAACUAGCUGA